CAAACAGCUGCUUUUUCAUCUCUUCUCUCCUCUUUCUUUUCUUUUGAUACUGUCCCAAUCACUUCAACCCUGACCGGCUUCCCGAGUUUCGACAUUGUCUUCCAUUUUAGCAAUCUCGAGAGCCCUAUCGAUCACAAAAAUGGGAAACCCUCCAUCAUCGCAUGACUACAUCACAUCUUACCCGAGACAGCCCUGGUAGGAGGCCGCAAGCCGCCCGGCCUUAAUUUGACGGCCCCAAUUUGGUGUCUCUUUGGCAUCGACUUCUUCUGGAGAUACGAAUCCCCGGCGGCCGCCUUCUCUUUCAACUGCCUCCGCCGUUAUCAUUACACGGGAAACAGAAAACAACUGGAAAAACUGAAAUUGUUUCAAAUGGAAGCUGGUGAAAUUGCAGUAGAUAUUGACGAUGAAAUUUUAGUUGGGACAUCUUUUACCCUUGCUAAUCCUACAACCCACCUGGUCAAGGAUGAGCCUUUUGAUAGCCUUGGAUUUGAAUCUCCUGCGAAGAAGAGGAAGAUCAUGGCCGACAAUCAAAAAGCACAAGAGAAAGCUAAAUCUGCAGCUGUCUCAAACUGUUACAUCUUCAAGAGUCGGCUCCAAGAAUAUUGUCAAAAGGCUGGAUUCACAACUCCAGUUUAUGAAACUAUCAAGGAAGGCCCUUCCCAUGAGCCGUUUUUUAAAUCAACUGUCAUUGUGAACAAUGAGAGAUACGAUUCUCUUCCCGGUUUUUUCAACCGCAAGGCAGCCGAGCAGUCAGCUGCCGAAGUUGCUCUAGUGGAACUCGCCAACUCUGCUGAUAUGAAAUUUGGGAUCUCCCAACCUGUGCAAGAAACGGGCCUAUGCAAAAACGUGCUGCAAGAAUAUGCGCAGAAGAUGAACUACGCCAUCCCUUUAUACGAGUGCCACAAGGUAGAGAAUCCGGGCAUGACAUCAGCAUACUCAUGUGUGGUCGAGAUUGGGGGCAUCAAAUACAUUGGAGCUUUGGCAAGCACAAAAAAGGAAGCCGAGAUCAAAGCUGCUCGAACAGCAAUGAUAGCCAUCCAAUCAUCCGACUCCAACUCUGAAGAUAUAACGAGCAAUUCUCUCUACACAGUUCUCCCGCAGAAAAAGAAGUCAUCUAAUAACGGAAUUAGUACCACAACUAUCAAGGAUAGCACUAAAGUGGGCCCCCCAAAAAAGAAAAAAGGCGGUUCUAAAAGGAGGGUUUUCAAUAGGCGGAAGCCUGAUGAGGGUGAGAUUUUUUCGGAGGUGGAAACGAAUGGUGGGGAUGGAUUGGGAUCUGACAGGGGCAAAAUGGGGAACACUUGUAUUUCGGAUGACUGUGACACGAUUCUUAAAAGCUCUUGAGUUUUUGCGUGAUGCGGAGUGAUAUGAUAAUACGGAAAAUUCCUGAUAUAGCCUGCAAAGGAUGGUUUGUUGUUUUUUGAUUUGCUGGGCUUGGGAAUAGGGUUGAUUUUGUGGCGAUAUUAGUUUGUGUUUUGGUUAAGAGUGGCUAGAAUUUACUUGUUAUUAGAUAUUGUGCUAUUUAGCUGUUAUUUAUGUAAUGUGAUUUCAGUGACAUGCAGUCAAUUUUGCAAGGGAACAGUUUAUAUUUUGUGCAGAAGUUGGGUACAAAUUUCCAAAAUGCAUUAUGUGAUCAAAACCAUAUCAUCUGCCAACCAAG
Messenger RNA from Striga asiatica, 1660 nucleotides. The record is from the annotation of a GenBank genome assembly. Lineage: Eukaryota; Viridiplantae; Streptophyta; Magnoliopsida; Lamiales; Orobanchaceae.